GGGCCCGGGGGUGGGGGAACCGCGGCCGCAGGCGCCUGCUCCGUCCCCUCCCACUCGCACGGCCCCUUCCUCCCUCCUCUCCCGGCUGCUCGCGUUUCCUGCCGCUCGGGCUCUCCCGGCCCUUAAAAGUUCUUCCCAACUUUUCCUCCCCGACUGGGUGCUGCAGGCACAGGCGGGGGGCAGGUUGCUGUGCUCCUGCCCGCUUAGCUGCCUACCUCCGGGCUUAAGUCCUCGGGGAGCCGCAGACGCACAGUGACCGCUGGCGGUCCUUCUCCUCCCACUUUAGCCAUCCUCCCCGGCCUCCUGGUCUCGUCCCCUCUCGGGCGGGACAGCCCCGGGUUUAGGUGGCUUUUCUGUACUCCUGCUCUGUGCGCCCCUGCGCCGACUCUUGCGCCCGGAUCGCGGCGGAACUCUCCCUCCCCUUUCGCCUCCCCCGGCUUGUUCCCUUCGCCCCUCCUCCGCCAGCCACUGGAAUCAAUUCCUUGGGGAAUUGGGGCUCCGCCGCCGCGGCGGAGGGACAGCCUUUCCGUGCGGGACUGCAGGGCUCCAACCGGGCCAUGUAAGCAGAACAUUUGUGGAGAAUGCGGCGUGACGCUCCAUGUGCCCCGCCUAACACAGUGCCUCACCCCGAGUAGCGAUCCUGCAGAGUGCCACACUGGGUAUGGACACCCUUUCCCGCGUCGGAAGGAGCGCGGCUGGUAGCGCCAUCGCCUGGUCCUGAAGCUGCUAAGGCCACCUCAGGGGCGCGGACGCCAGGAUAGGAAGGCAGCGUCCAAGGGCCACCGAGCCAUGCCUUUCGGCCUGAAGCUCCGCCGGACACGGCGCUACAACGUCCUGAGCAAGAACUGCUUUGUCACCCGGAUCCGCCUGCUGGACAGCAAUGUCAUCGAGUGCACGCUGUCGGUGGAGAGCACCGGGCAGGAGUGCCUGGAGGCUGUGGCCCAGCGGCUGGAGCUGCGGGAGACGCACUACUUUGGCCUUUGGUUUCUCAGCAAGAGCCAGCAAGCACGAUGGGUGGAGCUGGAGAAACCUCUGAAGAAACAUCUGGACAAAUUCGCUAAUGAGCCUCUGCUUUUCUUCGGAGUCAUGUUCUAUGUGCCAAAUGUGUCAUGGCUGCAGCAAGAGGCCACAAGGUAUCAGUAUUACCUGCAAGUCAAAAAGGACGUGCUGGAAGGGCGGUUGCGGUGUCCACUGGACCAGGUGAUUCGGCUGGCCGGCCUCGCCGUGCAGGCUGAUUUUGGAGACUAUAAUCAGUUCGAUUCUCAAGAUUUCCUCAGAGAAUAUGUGUUGUUUCCUAUGGAUUUGGCCCUGGAAGAGGCUGUCCUGGAGGAGCUGACGCAGAAGGUCGCGCAAGAGCACAAAGCCCACAGUGGAAUCCCGCCAGCCGAAGCUGAGCUGAUGUACAUCAACGAAGUGGAGCGUUUGGAUGGAUUUGGACAGGAAAUCUUCCCCGUGAAGGACAAUCAUGGAAACGGUGUGCACCUGGGCAUUUUCUUUAUGGGGAUUUUCGUGAGAAACAGAAUCGGAAGACAAGCAGUAAUACACAGGUGGAAUGAUUUGGGGAAUAUCACUCAUAACAAGUCGACCAUUCUGGUGGAGCUCAUCAACAAAGAAGAGACUGUGCUUUUUCACACGGAUGAUAUUGAAAAUGCCAAGUAUAUUUCUCGGUUGUUUGCUACACGGCACAAGUUUUACAAACAAAACAAAAUCUGCACUGAACAAUCCAAUUCUCCACCACCCAUCCGACGCCAGCCCACCUGGAGCCGAAACUCUCUGCCCCGGCAGCAGCCGUACAUCCUGCCGCCCAUGCACGUCCAGUGUGGCGAACACUACUCGGAAACACACACUUCACAAGACAGCAUUUUCCACGGGAACGAAGAUGCCUUCUAUUGCAACUCUCACAACAGCCUGGACUUGAAUUACUUAAACGGCACCAUCGCCAAUGGCAGCGUGUGUAGCGUUCACAGCAUCAACUCCCUGAACUGCUCCCAGAGCUUCAUGCAGGCGUCUCCUGUCUCUUCCAACCUCAGCAUCCCCGGCAGCGACAUCAUGCGCGCCGACUACAUCCCCAGCCACCGGCACAGCGCCAUCAUCGUGCCUUCGUACCGGCCGACCCCCGACUACGACACGGUCAUGCGCCAGAUGAAGAGGGGGCUCAUGCACACAGACAGCCAGAGCCAGUCCCUGCGAAAUCUCAACAUCAUCAACACCCACGCCUAUAACCAGCCGGAGGACCUGGUGUACAGCCAGCCGGAGAUGCGGGAGAGGCACCCCUACACUGUCCCUUACGGGCCACAGGGGGGCUACAGUAACAAACUGGUGGGUCCAUCUGACCAGAUAAACCCAAAGAACAGCUCAGUGCCCAGCAAGCCAGGGGCAAGUGCCAUCUCCCACACGGUGAGCACCCCGGAGCUGGCCAACAUGCAGCUCCAGGGCACCCACAGCCACAACACAGCCCACAUGCUCAAACACUAUCUCUUCAGACCGCCGCCCCCCUACCCACGGCCCCGCCCCGCCACCAGCACCCCAGACCUGGCCAGUCACCGCCACAAGUACGUCAGCGGCAGCAGCCCCGACCUGGUGACCCGCAAGGUGCAGCUGUCUGUGAAGACCUUCCAGGAGGACAGCGCCCCGGUGGUGCACCAGUCGCUGCAGGAGGUGAGCGAGCCCCUCAUGUCCACCAAGCACCACGGCACGGUGAACAAGCGCCACAGCCUGGAGGUGAUGAGCAGCAUGGUGCGGGGCAUGGAGGCCAUGACGCUCAAGUCCCUCAACAUCCCCAUGGCGCGCCGCAACACGCUGCGGGAGCAGGGGCCGCCCAAGGAGGUGCCCGGGGGCCACGAGGUCCCCCCGCUGCCCCAGUACCACCACAAGAAGACUUUCUCGGAUGCCACGAUGCUGAUCCACAGCAGUGAGAGCGAGGAGGAGGAGGAGGCGGCGGAAUCAGUGGCCCGGAUCCCUGGGAUCCGCGAGAACAUGGAGUACAGCGCCCAGCUGCAGGCAGCCUUAGCCCGGAUCCCCAACAAACCCCCUCCCGAGUACCCGGGCCCAAGGAAGAGCGUCAGCAACGGGGCACUGAGGCAGGACCAGGCUAGCCUUCCUCCUGCCGUCGCCAGGGCCAGGGUGAUGAGGCACGGGCCGGCCAAGGCCAUCAGCGUCUCCCGCGCCGACCAGCUGGCCGUCAAUGGGGCCUCCCUGGGUCCGUCCAUCUCGGAGCCCGACCUGACCAGUGUGAAGGAGCGGGUCAAAAAGGAGCCCGUGAAGGAGAGACCCGUGUCCGAGAUGUUUUCCCUGGAGGACAGCAUCAUAGAAAGAGAGAUGAUGAUCAGGAAUCUAGAGAAGCAGAAGAUGGCAGGCCUGGAGGCGCAGAAGAGGCCGCUGAUGUUGGCAGCGUUGAACGGGCUCUCGGUCGCUCGGGUCUCGGGGCGGGAAGACAGCCGAGCUGACGGCACCCGGAUUCCCAUGGACGAGAGGUUCAGAACCCUGAAGAAGAAGCUGGAAGAGGGAAUGGUGUUCACGGAAUAUGAGCAAAUCCCAAAGAAAAAGGCGAAUGGCAUUUUCAGCACAGCGGCUCUGCCCGAAAAUGCUGAGCGCAGCCGGAUCCGCGAAGUUGUGCCCUAUGAGGAGAAUCGAGUCGAGCUGAUACCGACCAAAGAAAACAACACGGGCUACAUCAAUGCCUCCCACAUCAAGGUGGUGGUUGGUGGGGCAGAAUGGCACUACAUAGCCACACAGGGGCCCCUGCCGCACACGUGCCACGACUUCUGGCAGAUGGUGUGGGAGCAGGGAGCCAACGUGAUCGCCAUGGUCACCGCGGAAGAGGAGGGCGGACGAACCAAGAGCCACCGAUACUGGCCCAAACUGGGUUCCAAGCACAGCUCAGCCACCUAUGGCAAAUUCAAGGUCACCACAAAGUUCCGAACAGAUUCUGGUUGCUAUGCAACCACGGGCUUGAAGGUCAAGCACCUUUUGUCUGGGCAGGAAAGGACGGUGUGGCAUCUGCAGUACACUGACUGGCCGGAUCACGGCUGCCCAGAGGAUGUCCAAGGAUUUUUGUCCUACCUGGAGGAGAUCCAGUCGGUCCGCCGGCACACCAACAGCAUGCUGGAAGGCACCAGGACCCAGCACCCUCCAAUCGUCGUGCACUGCAGUGCCGGGGUGGGGAGGACCGGUGUGGUCAUCCUCUCCGAGCUGAUGAUCUACUGCCUGGAGCACAACGAAAAGGUGGAGGUGCCCAUGAUGCUGAGGCUCCUCAGGGAGCAGAGGAUGUUCAUGAUCCAGACCAUCGCUCAGUACAAGUUUGUCUACCAAGUCCUCAUUCAGUUCCUCCAAAACUCCAGGCUCAUUUGAGCCCUGGACGCAGCUCCUGGAAGAGGGACCCGGCGCCGCCUUGCAGCUGGGGAGGCACCUCCAGACAGCCUCUGCGCCCCCCGCAGGGCGCGGACGGCGGGGGUCCACAGGACACAUGCUCCCUGAGGACGGGAGCCGAGAUCAUUCAUACACACCAUGUAUUAUUUUAUAUGAGAUAAUUUAUUUUUUUCCCCUUUGGAAUAACUUUUGUGAAUCAUUGUAAUGCCGUACGUUUCAUUUGAACCACAUUUUGACCGAUCUGCAUUGUAACACGUUGGUGGGGAAGGUGGCCUGGUGGACCGUUUGGGGGACAGGGGCACCAGGGAACGCAUCUCUGGGGAAGUUGCAGCCAGACAGGUAACCAGCCCUGCAGUUCAUCAGCUUAACUUCUCAUGUCCGAAUCAAAGAUGGCAAGAAAAUGAAUUCCUCCUAAAAUAUAAAGAUCAGGCACAAGACCCUUUUCUGAAGGAAAAACACUACAAUUCCCUUGCAUUUCGGGCUGAUGAGCCUUGAUGGCAGAUUCCUCCCUUCCUCCUUUCUGUCCUCACCCUCAGUGGUCUUUUCCCAGCCCCCACCUCCAGCCUGGAGUGACAGGUGCAGCAGCAGGCGGAAAUCCCGCCCUUCCAGUGCAGCAGUGCCCUCGCCCGGGCUGACCGCGGAGCUCUGUUUGUGUCUCUGUCGAAGACCCCGUAAUCGGGGCCCAGAGCCCAUGUUUCCUUGCCGGGGGCUGCACCCUCCGUAUUUGCGGCUUCGCCUCAUUUGCUCGGUGGGCACUGGGCUGGUGGCCUUUGAGGCCCCGGGCCAGGCCAUCUGUGCAGCUGGGCCUCUUGCCUGACUGAGAGAAGGUGACGGACCAGAGUGAGAAGCGAGGGGAGACAGGAAGGCCCUGGAUGCUGUGUUGGUUUAUGAAGUGUGUGCUGUGUGGGGACCUGAAGGUCAAGGUGCUGGGGCUCUUCUGUCUGUCCAUCAGUCGCCAGGUCAGGGAAGGGGGUAUAAAAGAAACAGCUGGGAAAGAUGAUUCACAGGGGCCGCUUGACACCCAGCAGGGGCCUGGCCAGCAGCCACCCGGAGGGGACCCCACUGUGCUGGUACCAUCUCCGGGCCUUGGUCUGUGAGAGCAGCACUAAGCCCACUCGGGCCCUGGAGUCGAAACCUAGCCCGCGUGAUGAAAGACGGGGGUCUCGCACGAAGUCCUGUGGGGGUCUCCUUCUCUCCAUGCAGCCCACCCUGGUCAUCUGUGCCGUUAACGCCGCCUCCAGUGACGCCCGGUUCUCACCUUGCCCCUUCCUGGGCCUUCGUCGGUCGCCGUCCUUCAGAACGUCUCAGGUUAGGGCGCAGAUACCCCAGGUCGCAUCUUCCAUCUUGCUGAAUUUUGGGGUGUUGCCCCCUCCUCUCUAGUUCUUCUUGAACACAACUUUUAAGUCGCGGUUUUGCUGUCCGAGUGGGCCCCUGAGGUGUGGCGCCGUGCCUUCUCCCACGAUUGCCUGGUUUCCUUUUUCUUUUUGUCUUCUCCUGAGCUGAAAGCACAAACAUCCAGAGAAAGAAUGGCAUGAAAUCAACCAGCAAGAAGAGAAGAGUGUGCCUUUGUGACUUCCGGUCGCCACAGACCGACAGAUGGGUGUGGACACAGGUGCCCGUGAGUGGCUUUGGCCUGUGAAUCAACUCAGUGUCCCAUCUGGCCGGAUGGUACGGUGAUCUUUCCCUUGUGUAGACUCAGAGUGUCUGGUGACGGAGGGCGGCGUGUAAGUGUCUGUCUUACACCCCAAGGCCUAAAGAGUCAGUCGAGGAGUGUAACAGCUCCAGCUGAGCUCUGUAGAUUCUGGCAUUCGGGUGCAUAUUCUGAAAAAGAGAACCGUUAGCAUGCCAUGUACCUUCAGUGGAACAGAGCUCACAGCCCGCCCUCGAGACGCUCAGAACUUGGGUCCACAAGCAGAGAAGUACUUGUUUCCUCUCCUCGGAGACUUCCGUCCUCGGGGUAGUCGGCUGCGAGGGGUGGCCGGUCAGGCGGUCUGCGGCUCACUGCCCGAGUGUCUGAUGAGCGGUACCGGCACUCCGCCUCUCUCUCGCGGGCCACAGCGUGGGCCCUGUGGAUGCGUCUCCCCAGGACGACGUGCAGGUCUGCUGUCUCUGAGCUCAUCACUCAGGGGCCUCCCUCCUCCCACCCAGGGUUACCUCCUGGUGCUGCAGGAGCACUCCUGAAUGCACAGUAUGCAGGAAAGAACCGGGUUUAACAUCUGACUUCCCAGCCAAAGUCUAUAUGGAAACCCAAAAGGGGGAAAAAAAACCACUCGAAAGUUAUUCCACAGCUUUCCUUUUGAAAAACAAAUGCUUUGGGUCCUUCAGCAUGUUUUGCAUUCCUUUUCCCACCCCCAGUGCACACCAGCCUCUCUCCUGUUCAAUGAGCAGUGCCAUUUAAAGUUCGUCGGUGGCAUCUGCAUAAUAAUUGCCCAGAGACGCUUCAUAUCUGGGAAGCCGGCCAAGGAAUAAACCUGGGAGCAAACUGCAUUAAAUUAGUUAUCUGGUCGGCGCUUUUGGAAUGAGUUCCUGAUGGUGGACCAGGUCCGAAGCUGGAGCUGUUGGGCUCGGUUGCUGUGGUUUCAGUUUGAAAGGAGAGAAUUAAAUAAAAAAAUGGAGGGGAGGAUCCCCACCCCACAACAAAGACUCCAAACAUUUUCAGGCUUUUGGUUUCGAAGCCGUCCAGUUGAAACAUUUUCUUCCUCUGAUCCGCUCUCAUUGGGGUGCGUGGACCCCGUGUCCAGCCUUGUUGAGUCCGGUCACUGGACCGCGGAGUGGGGUGUGAGCUUGGCGGUCGGCUUGGGCCCUAAGGAGGCACCACCUCUGAGUAGGAGCGUCUGGUGGCGUUUCCGCUGGCACCCGCGAUUGUCUUUCCCUGCACGGGAGGCACGGGAGGCACAGGACGGUCUGGCUGCGUUCGAGAGGGGCGUCAACCAUCAGUUUCUCACCAGAGGGCAAGGAGGAAUGCGCUCCUGUCCUCGGUUGGAGGGGAACCGGAGGAUCAGGGCAGGGGAACGCUUCUCUGCGUGGAAGACUUGGAGUGAUAGACUUUCAGGAGCCUGCACGCAGAGGACUUCACUUCUAGAACCUUUGUGGCCCCAAGACUGUGAAGAGAAACAAAUUUUUUAACUGUAAUCAAUGCUGUUGUUUGCUUAGGUGUCUGUCCCUUGGCCAACUCGGCCCCCUCCUCCAUCAGCCUGGACGCCUGGACAGCCUGGAGCGGCCGUGUGGGCCGUGCCGUGGGCCUCGACCACUGGCCUGCCCGGCACCCCCUGCACCUCUGCCCUGUCUGCUCUCAGCCUUUGCAGCUCCGUUAUCAACCCCAGUGGGUACAGUGGGGCAGCGUUUCCAUCCUGCUGCCUGCCUUUCUUACCUUUCCCAGCUUAAUAGAGUUGACCCAUACGAAAUUUUGGGGAGUUGGACCGUAUUUCACUUAUAAUAACAGAAAAUCCACGUGGAGCGACCUUAUACACAGAGUGUGUUUCUUCCCCCGACGCAGCGUAGACCCCAGCACAGCGGGGCAGGUCGUUUCUCCAGGCGAGAGCUGAAGGACGCGGAAGCCCGUGCCGGCAGGCAGCGUGGCUGUCCGUGCGUGCGCUGCCUGCCUGGCUGCAGAGGCCUGCCUCAUGGCGGGGAGGGGGCUGUUCAAGGGCCUGGAGGUCACUCUGCAGAGGCGUUAGCGCGCUGUUGAGUCUGCUGGGGGGCGGGGUGGCCACCAGGCACAGCACUGUGGGGUGUCCAGCUGCCGUCCUUGCUGGAUGUGCCAUCUGUAUGAGCUGACCUCAGCCGGUGGUCAGGGGACAAGGUGUGUGGUCCCCGAAGGUGUCCUUUCAGAGAGCAGAAGGUGCUUUGUCCUCUCUCUCCAACUCCCAGUGCGCGUUUGAUGGGGAAGUGGGCACACCUCCUUUCUUUUCUUUUGUGGGAGACGUGUCAGUCACUCGGGGUGGGCGGCAAGUGCAGGGGCCUUCCUGGGCGUAUGCCAGGGAGCUUGGACGCGAGGAGGGGACUGGGUCAGACCCAGGUUCGUGGUCCUCUGCCCUUCACUCCACCUCCGUGUCAGGACUAGUUGGGAUCCUGGUGUCAGAAAUUCCCAGAAACACCGAAUAACCCUGGGUGGGCUCUUAAGUGGCCCUUUGUGGGAACUCAGCUUUCUCUGGUCUCACCAAAGGUUCGUCUGCUGCUGUGCUGAGUUGUUGCCUCUGGUUUUCAUCAGACACUUCUCAUGCUCUCAUGCAGUGAUUUCUUCUUGUGAGCAAAAUAGCAGCCCAUGUAGCAGUGCUUCCAAAUGCAGGUUUGGGUUUUCCGUGGAUACUGCACACAUUUUCCAGUGGCCCACAGCCUUGUAGGUGACACACCAGUUGGCCCGUAGGGUGGAAAUCUCUAAGAUGCUGAGUUGUGUUCGACACUUCCCUUGAACUCUGGGUGAUAAAGCAGGAUGGUUCUGGUCUUUGCCUCAGUUUUUAAGACUUUCGAGGGCAAAAGACCUCAGUGAUGCAUCUGUUACAAGUAGCAGCAGCAUGCCUGGGAGAACUGAGAGGUGUAUCCAGUGAAAUUCAGCUAGCCCAUCAACCUGGGUUUUUUUUUUUUUUUUUCAGAUAAGACCGCUUUGCUUAUCUUUUCUAGCUUAACACAUCUGCAUCUGUUCCGCAAGGCCAAACUCAAAGGCUCUCCGCUAAAAUGUCCGUGACCUUGGUAUUGAGUGUCUGGUGUCAGUUGAUUUCAUAGGACUGGAUGGUUUUCUGUGGUUUGGUGCCAUCAAGGGGAGGGUGUGCAUCAGUUCCUGCUGUUCAGAGCUUUGGCCAGGCCUCCGAUCUCAGCAGCAAAUCCAAGGACGUUUCACUGUAAGACAGGAGGACUGGAGCUGAUGUGCAGCCUGAAUGUGGCAAGGGUCAGCAGGGAAAGUCUGUUUCUUCUGCCGCACUCGGGGCCAUCAGGAUCGUUCUUUCCAGAAAGUUCCACAAGCUUGUCCAGGGAGGACCUAUGAGUGGGGAGAGGAGGAGGGAGGGUUUUGGAAUCAACCCUGAAGUUGCUACGAAGAGAGUCAUGGAUUCACAAAUAAUUUUCUGGAUCCUAGAAUGUCUCUCGCACUCCUCCGUCCUUUGCUGUGAGGCUAGAAGCUAGGCGGUGACACCCCUGGAGAGACCGCACUGCCGUGUGGGGGUCUGCUUCACCCUUGCUCCGGUGUUAACCCGUGUCCUCACUGUGGUGCAGAGCUCGAUGACGCCAUGGCUUCUGGGCGCCGCCUGGGUUUGCUGUUUGCAAGUGCUGUCUCCCGUGGCUUGCUGGUGGCCCUUCCUUUUUCAUCAGCAGGUUCCGCUCGUCCAUCCCCGUGGCUCGCGGUCAGAAUCACAGCUCCCCUGCACCUUGGUUCUUCUUUCCUGCUGUCCCAGAGGCCUGCAGGGCAUUUUCCCCUUAUGGCAAGUCACCUUUAUAAUCAGGGCCCCAGAACAGGGAGGACGUCAGGAGGGAGGACGUCAGGACAGCAACUGCAGUUGUUGCUUGUCUCGCUAGGGGGCGCAGUGGGACUAUUCUGUGAGGUCCCCCUCUUCACCCGGGACACCUCAUCUGCCAGGGGCUGUGCCGACCUCUCCUUGUUUUCCACUUGCAUGAGGGGCCCGCCCUCAUCAGCCCACCUUCUUUUCUUUCCCUACCUUGUCAGGGAAACCCCAACACAAUAGUUUAAUCUGUGACCAGAUUAGUAACCUGUAUUCAACUCUUGAACCUCUCCAAACUGUGUAAUCAGGAAAUAGGGUUUUAAUUUUUUAAAGCUAUUUAGUUUUGAGGAGUAAGAUCUGGCAAUGGAAAUAAGCAGAAUAGAAAGCGCCAGGAAGCUGCCCCGACCCACCCACUCCCCCCCUCGGGGACAGCCCCUCGCUCAGCAGCAGCGGAGAGGGGAGCACGGGUGGGUUUGGUGGACCGCCCUCCUGACGACGAUGACUGACAGCAGCAGCACCUGCUGUUUAUGCCAAGGUGAACACACACGGAUCCCCAGCGGCUGCACUUGGCAGAGUGGGGUCUGCGGUCAGAUUAAUUUGUUCCUGGCUCCCUCCCGAACCAGUUCCCCUCGUCAUAGCCAAUCUGGUGAAACGGAAAAAGCUCUGGACUCCCCAGGAACUUUUGACAAUUCGUGUUAUGGUCAGUUCUAUCAUCUG
Phyllostomus hastatus (greater spear-nosed bat) is the source of this 10517-nucleotide messenger RNA. RefSeq names its product protein tyrosine phosphatase non-receptor type 14 (gene PTPN14). The coding region runs from base 790 to 4350 and encodes 1186 amino acids. Gene Ontology annotation, molecular function: protein tyrosine phosphatase activity. NCBI's taxonomy places the organism in Eukaryota, Metazoa, Chordata, Mammalia, Chiroptera, Phyllostomidae. The transcript has 20 exons. Gene Ontology annotation, biological process: lymphangiogenesis; protein dephosphorylation. Gene Ontology annotation, cellular component: cytoskeleton. The record is from RefSeq and is a predicted model, not a curated record.